Molecule: messenger RNA, 3451 nt
Organism: Pocillopora damicornis (cauliflower coral)
Lineage: Eukaryota; Metazoa; Cnidaria; Anthozoa; Scleractinia; Pocilloporidae
Product: histamine H2 receptor
Biological process (GO): chemical synaptic transmission; G protein-coupled receptor signaling pathway, coupled to cyclic nucleotide second messenger
Cellular component (GO): plasma membrane; dendrite
Molecular function (GO): G protein-coupled serotonin receptor activity; neurotransmitter receptor activity
Source: RefSeq, a predicted model, not a curated record
AGGCAACUAAAACGGAGCUACUGUUUUGAGUUCAUCUCAUCCCAUUGAAUGCAGCUCUCUUUGUUGCAAAAGAUACGUACUAUUUGGUCAGGAAUUGCACAAGCAAGUUUGAGACGCAGCAACACCAAACACCAACACCAAAUUUGAGCAGGAAACGCCGAGCCUACAACAGGAAAUAUUUGGUCCAUCAUGAGCGCCAAUAACAGCAGUGCGCCUGUACCCGUACAAGUUGGGUCCUCAGAGAAUAGCGUUUCUCACAAAGUCAUUUCUUCCAUAGCAAUUACAAUUCUCAUCAUUCUGACACUCUUUGGCAAUGGCCUCGUCAUUUCCGCUUUUUAUGUGUUCAAAAGGAUUCGCAAGAGUGUCACGAACUGGUUUAUACUCAGCCUGGCUAUAAGUGACAUGAUGGUAGCAUUUAUCACCGAGCCUAUUUGGUUGGCUGGCGAGAUCCUCUCUUGGCAAUAUCCACCAGAAAUCGAUGUACCGACCUUCAUCAUGCUUUGGACCAUGAUCGACAUAAUCUGUGCAAUUUCAUCAAUCUCUAAUUUGAUGUUCAUCUCCGUGGAUCGGUUCUUUGCUAUCAAACAUCCUCUGAUCCAUCACACGAAGAUGACUCCAGGCAAGUGCAAAUGGAUUAUCCUGCUUUCCUGGGUGCAUGCGGGAGGUACAUCGUGUCUCUAUCUAGUGGACCCUAUUUGGAAGUACGUGGUGAUCUUCCUAUUUGGAUUCAUUAUCCCUCUAAUUGUCAUACUGUUUUGUUACGGUGGGAUCCUUCACGUGGUAAUCUCGAGGUCUCGACUCACACAUCGUCAUGGGAAACGCCUUUCCACUGAAUACAAAACGGCCAAAAGUCUAGGCGUCGUGACUGGCGCCUUUGUUGCAUGCUGGCUUCCAUUUUUCAUCGCUUCUUUGGCGUUUUGGUAUUGUGAAUCUUGCAGAAGAGAUAUCGACACCAUUCCAGCAAUCACCUCCGCGGUGAAAUGGCUGCAUUACUUAAACAGCUGUUUAAAUCCCAUAAUUUACGCGUUUUUAAAUCCCACUUUCAAGAUUGCAUUCAGGAAUCUAAUUAGGAGGAUGUGUGGCAAAGAGACUUUAAACUCUUUAGAAACUGAAACUUCGUUUGCAUCAUUUCGUCGACGAGACACUUAUGCCUCCGUGAAGAGCAACGAGAAUGGAAAGGACAAAUCAGGCAAUGUUCCCAAUGGAAAUGCAUCUUUUUACAAGAGUCCCCUUUUGAAACAAGAGGGUACCAAGAUGAAUGGCGCAGUUAAGCAUAACUCUAUCAGCGAUGAUGGCAGUGUAGAGCGCGGUAUUGAAACACCCGAAGACAAAUACUUCGGAGGUGACCCAUUUUGUUCUACACCGCUUCCACCAUCUUAUGAGGAAUGGUAUCAGUUAAAGAACUGCGAAAGCAAUGAUGUAUCACAAACAAGUAGCAGCUAUGUCCCUGUUGCAAUAAAUAGCGAUUGGAAGGAAGCACCGAAGCAAACAUGUCCCAUACAGUGCGACAGAACUGUGUCCUUUUCGGAUGACGUUAAGAUAUGUGGCGAAAAGUCACCAGAGAAGACAGCAAGCGAUAUGUCUGCGUUGGAAGGUCACAUCUCUACCUACCAUGACGAGAAAAGCAAUCAGACUUUCUUACUCGUCGAUGGAGUACAGAUUCCAGACGGUGAAAUCCGAACAACCGAUGUUUAAAAAAAGAGACAUUAAAACUAGGACAUGGGCAAGUAUAUUAGGUUAUUUGAGAUACAGUGGAACGUUUCUGUACGACGAUCAGUUUAUAAUACAGAUCUCUUCAGUAUUACCUCAAAAAAGCUUGAUAGGCGGUCAGUCUUAAGCCCCGUUCAAACGGUCAUGAUAUUUGAUCAUAGUUUCAACUAUCAAGCGCGUUUGAACACGAACUAUCAUGCACUUCCAUCCUCUAUUAUCGACUGUACGUAGUUUGGACACGUUAAAAUUCGACGUGAUAGUUGACGAUAGUUUUUGCCGUUUGAACGAGCGGAUGAUAAUGAAUGAAAGUUUUUCGUUAAACAGUUUUUCCAAAAACGGACUCAAACCGAAAUGGCAAAGGGUGAAAUGAGUAAAGUAGCGGUCAAAACUUCGCAGAAUGUCUCGUAAUUCAUUCUCAUCAUCUCCAGGUAGGCUUCAGUAUCUUUAACUCGCAACUUUGUGACUAAAAUUUCAAAUGCCACCGAAAUUGCUUACAUCGGCGCGCCUCAUAUUUAUUUUCAAUUACACGAUCUCAUUGCGUUAAUUUUUCAAAGGUCAUCAACUAUCAUGAACCGUUCGAUCUAAAACAUGAAAAUCAAUGACGGUGAGUGAUAGUUGAAACUACCAUCGACUGUCAUCAACUAUCACGACAGUUUGAACGGGGCUUUAGUUCUUCCCACCUAUAGCUAUUUUCACGCCCAAAAGAUUCAUAGCUCGAAAGUGGUCGUAAGAACGGGGUUCCAUUGUUCUCCCAAAAAUUGUAAAGGCUAAACCAUUAUGGUCUGCCAUUCAAGGCAAACCAGCAAUUUCCUUUUUGCCAUAUUCCUUUGUUGAUAAAAACUUAGUUCUCUAUGUUUGAGCUGGACAAGGAAACGAUGCGAAAUUAUCUGGGAUACUAGUGGUCACACAUAGCCUGCCAUGCAUGUUCAAAAUUACCCGCUGUCAGAAAUUAACUAGUUUCCACAUAAUUAUCUGAUUCAUUAACACAGAGAAAUUUGAAAGGGCUGAAUAUCAAUUAAAUAAAGUGAACAUCUCCAUCUACGGGACACUAACGAUUAAUGGAAACAUUUUUCGGUUGUGUCGACAAAAGGGACAAACGCUCUUCAAGAGACGUUUGCCUCUUGGAUCAGGAAGGUCGUAAUGAAAAAAAUAAAAAGACAGGAAUAUCGAUUAUUUUGUAAAAUAACUUCUUGAGAGCCUCUCUCUCUAUGAGACGAUAGUCUAAGCUAAGAGCGCAAUUUAGAUUAAAGACAGAUUAAUGAAUUAGUCAAACAUCCCCUUCAUAUGAUAAAAAUAUAUACUUUAUAGACAUUCAUCUUCAAGCAUUGAGUCAUUUUUAAUAGAGUGUCGAAAAUAAUCCUAGAUUGAUUUAAUUUUACUUUUAUUCGCUCUAGGAUUGGUCUAGAAAACUCACUCCACUAUCUCAACCAAUAAACCAAUCCCAACUUGGUCACCCGCGUUUUCCCGCACUUCGACUAGGUCACUUGUUUUUACUUUGCGUUCUCAUUGGCUAAUGAUGAUGUAACCUUUGUUCUGAUUAGUAGUUGUAAUUACUCUGGUUUUGAUGUUCGACACUCAGUUGAAAACUGCUCUAAAGAAGCAAGAGAAGACCAUAAUCAAAGACUGCUGCCACUGUAUAGGUCUCAUAAAUAAGUCAAUUCAAUUUUGAGGUAUUAUAUUUUGAUUCACGCCGGGCCUAUCGUUCGGUUUGAGCAUGUCUUAUCUGUAGGUAACCCAGAAU